AUGGUUGACAGGAAGAGAACGCACUAUGAUUCAAGUGCAAGCUACGGCCCACCUCCGAAGAAGCCUAAUAAUACGAGUGAAAGUUUGCAAAAUGAGCAGGGGGCGAGUUCAGGUGGUUUAAGCGAUUAUCGGGCUUACACCAGUAUUAAUAUUUCCGAACCGGAAUGGCUCGAGAAAUAUCCCAAGGACGCGUUAUUUAGCGCAAUGAGGGAAUACAAAGGUCAAGCGAUAAAAUAUCUAGAUUUAAAUAAAGAGCUUCUUGAAAAAGAUGAGGAGUAUAAGAAAAAGUUGAUCUUAGUAUACCAACUCUUGGAAUAUUUGCGGAAGUUUCUCAUUCGAUUUUAUGAUGAAAUUAACCCGGGUAAUGGAAUAAGUUCUACGGAUGUUCACUUUAACGGUCCUUAUUUGAAUCGGACGGAUGAUACUUUACGCGAGAAUGAAUCUUUGGAGUCCACAAGGCGAAUUGUCUCCGCAAUUGUAGAUAAGAUGACCAAUUGGUUCCGCGAACGUGAUGAAUUCUUGAAAGAUAUGAAAAAUGAUGAUAAUGAUUCCUGCCUGGCCGAAAUAUACUAUAAGGAGAUAGAAAAGUUUGAUAAUAUGUAUUCAGAAAUAAUUGAAAAGAUCGAAUCACACGAAAAUAGAUUUGCCGAGGUUCAUUCUCUUAUACGUGAAUUAGAAAUUACCAGAGCCAGUCUCGAACUGACUUCUCGAAAUCUUGAAAACACUCAAGACAAACUGGAGCAACUGGAAAAGAAUGUGGACAGAUCUAACAUUUUUGUGAUAGAUCCAUUUUUGCAUCUUGGAAGGAAAUCUGAUAACAAAUCGGGCAAUUCUGCGAGCAAGUCAAUGUCAGAGAAAUUGGAGUUGAUAGAAUUAAGAGCAAUAGCCGAAUCUCGAGUAAAAGAACUCAAUGAUACUCAGGCCGAAAAAGUCGAAUUGAGGAGAAAGAUUCACGACCUUCAAGAAAAAAUAAGGUGUCUUCCAGAAGAACGAAUUAAAGAAUCAGAAUUGUUCAGAACCCUUCAACUCGAGCUCGAUGCUAUCAACGAUUCAUAUGCACAUUUAUAUGCUCUUUUUGAAAUGAAGACUCGGGAAGCACAAACCCUGACGGCGUCAAGGGAUAAGUCAGAAAUGAAGCGGAUGGAUCAGGAAUUUCAAGAAGUCAAGAAAGAGUAUCACAAUGAUUUGGAGCGUAUUCGUGCAAAGAGAAAUGAAUUGGUUAAAGAAGUGGAAUCUCUUCGAACAAUGAUACCCCAGGAAUUUCAAAAGAUUUCGUCAAUAAGGAUGCUUGCCAAUGAUAGAAUGGAAAUUAUACAUAAUUUGAAAGAAGAAGUGCGCAGGCUAUAUACUAGAAUUGCGGAGAUUGAGAAUAAUAAGAAUCGCAAGAGUCUUCAUCUUGGAGAAUUUCAAGAUAAUGAUUUGGCUAAAAAAGCUGAAAAUGUCUCUACCGAGAACCAAAUAAAACUCGAUCAAAAAAAACUAAAAACAGCUUAUGAUUUACAGUAUGAAAAAACACAAUCUUCCGAGAUUGAAAUGUUGUUUUCACAACAGAAGAGAAGAGAUGAUGAUACUCAUAUUUCUGUAUUUGAUACUCAAGACCAGAGAAUCGAACCUUUGAAACAAUCGCUCAUAAAAUUCCAGCAAAAGCUCACUGAAAAAACAGAUGAAAAUUUAAAAAUUCAAAAUGAAAUAACUUCUAUGAAUAUUGUUGUAUCGCAACAACAUGAGCAACUUGGCACACAGAAGAAUGAAUUAAAUUCAACAAAGUCUCAACUAGUAGGUGGACAAAAGUUGGUGCAUAUUGAUAAUGAAAUUAAAGUAGAACAAAAAAUUUCGGAAAUGUUGCGCAAUGACAGAGAUGCAAACAUCAAAGAAUAUAGUCAAGAGUUGCGCCGACGUGACGAAGAGAAAAGAGUAGCGGAAAAGAAGUUGAGGCAAAUAAAAGAUCAACUGGAGGUAGCAACUAAGGAAGCUGAAGAACUUCGAUCGUCUGCGGUAUCAUCCGACGCACAAAAAUUACUUGAAGCAUACGAGAUCAUUGCGUUUUUAUCUGCAUGCAUGCAUUUUGCAAGCAGUGUUUGGACAAACAAGUCGAGAGUCGAAACCGUAAAUGUGCUAAGUGUGGGCAGCAAUUCAGCAAGACGGAUAUAA
Acaulospora colombiana is the source of this 2151-nucleotide messenger RNA. The record is from the annotation of a GenBank genome assembly. Lineage: Eukaryota; Fungi; Glomeromycota; Glomeromycetes; Diversisporales; Acaulosporaceae.